Pyrenophora tritici-repentis Pt-1C-BFP is the source of this 1536-nucleotide messenger RNA. NCBI's taxonomy places the organism in Eukaryota, Fungi, Ascomycota, Dothideomycetes, Pleosporales, Pleosporaceae. The record is from RefSeq and is a predicted model, not a curated record.
AUGGCCACCCAUCCAGCCCCCUACAACAUCUUCGAACCAGGCGAAAGUUCGAAGCAAACAAAUCUUAACACCACCCCCGCCUCAUCCAUUUACACCAUCUACUCCCUUCCCUCAUCCAACCCCUCUCCUACCUCAGAAUCUCCACCUUUCCCCAACCCCCAACCUCCUUCUCCCAGAAACCCAUACACAACACCCCCUUCAGCCACCUACACGCUCCCUGCACCGCCAACAGCCAGACCACGAGCGGUCGGACCACCAGCUGUUCGGUACCCACGCAGAGUGGCAACGGCAGCAGGAGGGUCACGGUAUAUGCAUCUUCGUGAGUUGGAGGACGGUGGUGGAGAUGGCGAUGACGAUGGUUUGACAUGGAGGACAGAGGGGAGAAUAGGGGAAAAUAUGAGGAGUACGAUCUUGGCCAUCCCGGUACCGAAGUUGAAACCGGUGGUUCAAGUUUUCGUGGCUGAGUAUCAGGGGUUGAGAUUGUGUGCGAUUAGUGAUGCUGUUCCUUGGUUACUAUCCCCCCUCUCCAUCCCCAUCCGCCUCCAAGCCAUCCUCGAAGACGGCACCCGCUUUCCAGCUCCACUGUGUCAUCCAGCACACCGGUACACGCAUACACCGCGGGAUAAGGCGCUGUUGGCUCUUCUGACUUCGCUGGAUGGAAGGAGGGAAAGGGGGAAUUGGUAUGCGCAGGGUUUGGCUAUUAGGGGUGGGAAGUUGGUGCUGUAUAGGAGGGGUGGUGGUGAUGGGAAGGGGGGUGUUGGACCGCUGGGUGUGGAUUCAGGGAUGUUUGAGAUGUGGGCAGAGGAAGAAGUUAGUGGGAAAGGGAAAGGGAAAGUGGAGGAGGAGGAUGGGGACGUGGAAAUGUUCAAGCCGUCUGCAUUUGGAUCUGGAUCAAGGAACAAGGCUUCGAGCGUUCCUCCUCCUCAUCCACAGCAUCCACAGCAUCCACAGCAUAUCCGGCCGGAAAACACGCAGGACAUACAGCUCACACCAUUCCCGCAACCUGAGAGGUCAAUUUGGAGCAAAAGAACCCCUGCUAGAACUGAGGAGGGCAGAGUCGACGCCCAUGAGCCAGCGCAAGCUAGGUGGUGGGCUGGGGUGAAGACUACGACGCGGAAGGUUUUACUGUGGACGUUUCUACGGCUACGCCUCGAACCCCCAACGAGAUUCAACGCCUCCCCCAUCCACGUUUCGACAUUGAACGCCUCCCACCCCCAUUUCGCCAAAAUGAAGCCCUUGCUCUAUGUCCUCGUCACAAUCUCACCCGUCACUGCCGCUAGGAUCUGCCACCUCGAUUAUUUCAAUGCCGAAAGCAGGAUGUCUUGGGAUGACUGGAAGGCGGCUGCGCCAGGGACAUGUGCUUCUCUCGGUGGGAAUUGGGAUGGUGGCCUGGGUGAAAUAACCGAUAACCAAACGAUGACGUGCAACGGCGUCCCCAAUUGGAUUCCCUGUGACGGCGUCGCAGAUGUAGGAGGGCACAACGUGGUUUUCGCUUGCAACAAUUGCGCGCCCGUCCCAACCGGGCCACCAAGAUAA